AUGUCACCCUCUAAAGAGCCAACAGUGAGCGAGCUUCCAGCUCCUGAGCCGGAGCACUGUCCUGGACCGGAGUCAGAAAAAGCCGGUCAAGAUGAAGCCUGUGUUGGAUGUGCCAACAAAGAGAUAUGUGAAUCAUUGCCUAAAGGACCAGAUCCAGAUCUACCAGAAAUCAACAAGAGGUUAAAUAUGAUAGAUCAUAAAAUCCUUGUACUCAGCGGCAAAGGAGGAGUGGGAAAAUCCACUUUCACAUCUAUGCUUUCAUGGGCACUUGCAGCAGAUGAUCAAUUAGAAGUUGGGGCUAUGGAUUUAGAUAUAUGUGGACCGUCAUUACCUCGAAUGUUGGGAGCAGAAGGUGAAUCUAUCCAUCAAUCCAAUUCUGGUUGGACCCCUGUUUAUGUAGCUGACAACUUGGGACUAAUGAGCAUUCUGUUUAUGUUACCUGAUCCGGACUCUGCUAUUAUAUGGCGAGGGAGUAAGAAGAAUGGACUCAUUAAGCAGUUUUUAAAGGAUGUUGAUUGGGGUGAUCGCUUAGACUAUUUGGUAGUGGAUACACCUCCAGGUACCUCGGAUGAACAUCUUUCUGUGACCACGUAUAUGAAAGAAGUAGGUAUUGAUGGAGCCUUGAUUGUUACAACACCUCAAGAAGUGGCCCUAUUAGAUGUUAGAAAGGAAAUUGACUUUUGUCGGAAGGCAGGCAUCAAAAUCCUUGGAUUGGUGGAAAAUAUGUCUGGAUUUGUAUGUCCGAAUUGUCAAGGAGAAUCUCAAAUCUUUAAGCCCACAACUGGUGGGGGGGAAAGUUUAUGUACGGAAUUGGGUAUUGAAUUCUUGGGGCUGGUACCUUUAGAUCCUCGUAUAGGUAAAUGCUGUGAUUCGGGCCAAUGUUUCUUUGAUGAUUAUGGCGAUUCUCCAGCUGCUGAAGCCAUUUUGGAUGUGGUUGAUAAGUUGAGAGAUCAAGUUGAAUUAUCAUUGGGAGAUUUGUCAUUAAAGGGAUAA
Lizanozyma spartinae is the source of this 993-nucleotide messenger RNA. RefSeq names its product Mrp/NBP35 family ATP-binding protein (gene NBP35). The record is from RefSeq and is a predicted model, not a curated record. Gene Ontology annotation, cellular component: cytosol. The transcript has a single exon. Gene Ontology annotation, molecular function: ATP binding; ATP-dependent FeS chaperone activity; 4 iron, 4 sulfur cluster binding. The coding region runs from base 1 to 993 and encodes 330 amino acids. Lineage: Eukaryota; Fungi; Ascomycota; Pichiomycetes; Serinales; Debaryomycetaceae. Gene Ontology annotation, biological process: iron-sulfur cluster assembly.